Aegilops tauschii subsp. strangulata is the source of this 1856-nucleotide messenger RNA. RefSeq lists its product as uncharacterized. Gene Ontology annotation, cellular component: membrane; Golgi apparatus. Gene Ontology annotation, biological process: transport. NCBI's taxonomy places the organism in Eukaryota, Viridiplantae, Streptophyta, Magnoliopsida, Poales, Poaceae. The record is from RefSeq and is a predicted model, not a curated record.
UUCCGGUUAGAAGUAGCAGUGCAGCUACAACGGAGUGACCAAUCUACCACCACCGCCCCACACCCACACGCCGCUCGACCUCGUCCCGAGAUCUCUGGCGCCUCCCAUGAAUCCCCACCCCCUCCGCCUCGGCGCGCUCUUGGCGGCCCUCGUGCUUGCCGCCGGCGGCGGGUGGUGGGGCCGUGCGGAGGCGUCGAUCCACACCUACGGCCGCGAGUCGUUCCGCGAGGUGGGCAACGCUUUCCUCCUCUCCGGCGGCAGCGAGGGCAUCGUCGCCGACGGGGCCGAUCUCGCCGCCCCCGACUCCUCCUUCAUCAAGUUUGUGAAUGUUACUUUCUGGAGGAACGCAGAAUCGGCAGAAUCACAUGCAAAAAUGGCACAUAGUACAGGCUUGGUGCAAGCUAUUUUAUUUGAAGCAGCUGACAGGGAUAACAUUGGGGGUUCUGCCUAUGGUGGACAGAGGUCCAUUUGUUGCACCCCUGACCUUGCUAAACUAGAGGGCUGCAAACAAGGUGAAGUAAUCAGGAGGCCAUCUUCUGAUGAUCCAGAUUGGCCUGUCGUGGUAGAUACACACUUCAGUGCUAAUCACCUUUCAGUGAAGUUGGAUGACGAGGAAGUUCACAUUACAAAGACAGGCAUGUACAACUUGUUCUUCAUUUCUUGUGAUCCAAAAGUAAGGGGCCUUGCUAUGAGUGGGAAGACAAUCUGGAGAAAUCCUGGGGGGUACCUACCGGGACGAAUGGCACCUCUGAUGAGAUUUUAUGUUUUCAUGUCGCUGGCAUAUCUGUUAGUCAUGGUUGUCUGGUUUAGCAAUUACAUAAGGUUUUGGAGGGAUAUACUGCCAAUACAGAAUUGGAUCACACUAGUAAUUGCUCUUGGACUGUUUGAGAUGACACUAUGGUACUUUGAGUACUUAAACUUCAACAGCAGCGGUGUACGACCUGUCGGAAUUACAACUUGGGUUGUAACUGUUGGCGCUAUCAGAAAAACAAUUUCCCGUCUACUGAUCCUUUCUAUAUCCAUGGGAUACGGUGUUGUUCGCCCAACUCUAGGAGGGCUCACCUCUAAGGUUUUACUCCUUGGGCUUACGUAUUUCCUGGCUUCUGAAUUACUGGAUAUUUCAGAAAAUGUUGGAACAAUUAAUGACAUUUCAGGCAAAGCAAAGCUUUUCCUUGUCCUUCCUGAUGCAUUUUUGGAUGCUUUUCUCAUACUUUGGAUUUUCACUUCUCUUUCCCGCACUCUCGAGAAACUACAGGCAAGGAGGAGUUCUGUGAAAUUGGAUAUAUACAGAAAGUUUACAAAUGCACUGGCGGUCUCUGUCAUAGGUUCAGUUGUCUGGAUUGGCUAUGAGGUCUAUUUCAAAGCAACAGAUCCCUUUAGUGAGAGAUGGCAGAGUGCUUGGAUCAUUACAGCCUUCUGGGACGUUCUUGCAUUUGUUUUGCUUAUUGUGAUAUGUUAUUUGUGGGCACCUUCUCAAAGCUCACAAAGGUAUGCAUAUUCAGGCGAAGCUGUCGACGAUGAGGAGGAGUCUCAGUCUCUGACAAAGGGGUCUGAUGGUGAUGUAGGGAUGGUAAAGAUUGACAAAGACAGAAAUGCUGGUGUUAGCAGUGCUUUCAGCUUGGAAGAUGAUGAGGCUGAAGAGGACAAAAGAGAAUAGUAUUUCUUCCCUUGUUCCUUGUGCCCAGGUACCCCAGAAGCAAGUGGUUUGUUGGAGCGAGAAUGUUCCAUGGGUUCGAGUGUUUUUUUUUUGGUGAUUCAUUGUCCUCUGAUGUUCCUACCUUAGACAGGUUUUGUUGUAGAAGCGUGUGAUUUUAACCACACCGUGGAAGUGUGAUGACCCGUAUGGGGUGUGGAUC